Messenger RNA from Microtus oregoni (creeping vole), 1277 nucleotides. RefSeq names its product calreticulin 3 (gene Calr3). The transcript has 9 exons. Bases 45 to 1217 code for a protein of 390 amino acids. Gene Ontology annotation, molecular function: calcium ion binding. Gene Ontology annotation, cellular component: endoplasmic reticulum; endoplasmic reticulum membrane. Lineage: Eukaryota; Metazoa; Chordata; Mammalia; Rodentia; Cricetidae. Gene Ontology annotation, biological process: protein folding. The record is from RefSeq and is a predicted model, not a curated record.
GGCAGACGCCUGAGAGCCAAAGAGCGAGAUUCGCGCGCGCAAGGAUGGCCUGGGCCCGGGUGUCGCUCUGGGUUAUCUGCAUGCUGCGCGUGGCGCUGGCCACUGUGUACUUCCAGGAGGAAUUUCUAGAUGGAGAGCGCUGGAGGAACCGCUGGGUGCAGUCCACCAAUGAUUCCCAGUUCGGCCACUUCAGAGUCUCGUCGGGGAAGUUCUACGGGCAUAAAGAGAAAGACAAAGGCCUGCAGACAACUCAGAACAGCAGGUUCUAUGCCAUCUCUGCGAGCUUCAAGCCGUUCAGCAACAAAGGGAAGACCCUGGUAAUUCAGUACACAGUGAAGCAUGAGCAGAAGAUGGACUGUGGCGGUGGCUACAUCAAGGUAUUUCCCUCCGACCUGGAUCAGAAGAAUUUGAACGGAAAGUCUCAGUACUACAUCAUGUUUGGACCUGAUAUUUGUGGAUUUGAUAUCAAGAAAGUUCAUGUUAUCUUAUAUUUCAAAAAUCAGUAUCAUUCAAACAAGAAGCCGAUCAGAUGCAAGGUUGAUGGCUUCACCCACCUCUACACCCUGAUAUUAAGGCCAGAUCUUUCUUACGAGGUGAAAGUUGACGGCCAGUCCAUUGAGUCCGGCAGCAUUGAGUAUGACUGGAACCUGACAUCGCUGAAGAAAGCAGAAACUCCCUCAGCAGAGUCUAGGGACUGGGACCAGGUGGAUGCUGGCCGAGCCCAGGACUGGGAAAAGCAUUUUCUGGAUGCGGGUGCCAGCAAGCCAAGCGAUUGGAACAGUGAACUGGAUGGGGACUGGCUGCAAAAGCCACCAUACCAGGAUGGCCUGAAACCUGAGGGCAUCGAUAAAGAUGUGUGGCUCCAUGAGCAGAUGAAGCCUGCCCACUACCUGGCGCAGUACGACCUCUCAGAGUUCGAGAACAUUGGUGCCAUUGGUCUGGAGCUGUGGCAGGUGAGAUCUGGAACCAUCUUUGAUAACUUUCUGAUCACGGAUGAUGAAGAGUAUGCAGAGCGAUUUGGCAAGGCCACCUGGGGGGAGACCAAGGGUCCAGAAAAGGAGAUGGAUGCCAUACAGGCCAAGGAAGAAGUGAAAAAAGCCCGCGAGGAGGAUGAGGAGGAGCUGCUGACGGGGAAGUUCCGCCAGGAGCUGCUGACGGGGAAGUUGCGCAGGCACGACAACCAUUUCAGCAGAUUCCACAGACAAGGCGAGCUGUAGUCGUCCCCACUCUGCAUGCAGAGGACUGGCCCAGCCUCCACUAAUACACUCUGAAUGUCA